Arabidopsis thaliana (thale cress) is the source of this 653-nucleotide messenger RNA. RefSeq lists its product as uncharacterized. The transcript has 3 exons. Bases 98 to 418 code for a protein of 106 amino acids. NCBI's taxonomy places the organism in Eukaryota, Viridiplantae, Streptophyta, Magnoliopsida, Brassicales, Brassicaceae. The record is from RefSeq and is marked reviewed.
CAAAAAAUCUUCUACUGUAUAACCCUUAUAUAUAAUAGCUUCACUCACAUCAAUUAAAAUCCUAAUCACUUCCUUAAUAUUGAAAAAGACAAAAGAGAUGAAGAACACAAAAGCGAAGUUAAUCACACUCGUUCUAGGGUUUCUCUUCCUCAUGAUGAUGAUGACCAUGAACUUUCCUCAUGUGCUUCAAGAUGUAGGUGGAUCCAAAUAUGGAGAUUCUGGUCUUAUAGCGAGCGGAAGCGAACAUCCCUUGAUGGGACGAAAGAUAAAAAGUAUAAAACCAAUCGGUUCGGAAAUAAAGAAAAGAUCAAGAAAAGGCCUAGUCUCCACAGAUUCAGCAAAGAAAAUCGAUCAUCUAAUGAGGAGUGACUAUCCUUCACGUAUGAAAGGGAGGAAAAGGACUCCAAUUCAUAAUUGAUGGCAAAUUAAGUAGUUUAAGAAACUUUUUGUUUUGGAUAACAGUUUAAUAUUUGUGAGAAAAAAGAUCCUAUAGGUCUAUACAUAAAUGUAUGUGUACAAAAAUAAGAUUCUGCUACUUGGUUUUUGGUUUGCUUCAAUCAAUGUAUUCUACUUAGGCUUAUAUAUACAUACUAGAUUUUAACCGCGGAGACAAUUUAUUUUUUAAAGUUACUAUAUAUAAAAAUUUGCAAAUU